UUUGUUUACUAACAAAUAGUCUAAAUUUCGGUAAGUCACAAAAUCCGCUUUGGCCUUUUUUCAAUUAGUGCUUUAGAUGAACCAAAUCAAAAUUGUUUUCUUGUGUUUAUGUGAUUAUAAAAUUCUAAACUAAGUAUGAAAAGACCCGUUCGACCGCCACGAUUUCUUCCAGAAGUGUUGCAAGCCAUAUACGAACUUAAAGAAAACGGGGGAUCCAACUCCACGAAAAUAGUUAGUCAUGUUAAAUCGUCCUUACGCAACCUUAGGUCGUGCAAUACAGUUAGGAAUUUAUCCACACAAGUUAAGCGAGCCCUUAACCACGCCGCGAGUAAUGGCAUCGUCAAGCAGCGUGCUGGCAAAUUUAGAAUCAACACGGAGAUAUUAAAUCCUAAUAAAGACUGCAUGGAAUGCCGCCGAAGGAAACGGCUUCAAGCACAGAGGAGGAGACGCCGAAGACGAAGACAGAGGAAACACUCAAUCACUCCGUGUGCUCAACCGUUUCUCAGUGAAUCAGACGUAGGAAGAACACAUAGAUAUCGAGGCGUUAGCUACGACACGGAUUCCCAUUUCCCAGUUCGUGAAACAAGAAGGCGAAGAAGGAAAGCGGGGAAAAAGCGCAGGAGGAGACGAAGGAAAUCUCGUAGUUUUCAUGCCAGUUAUGAGAACGAGCCAAGAAGAAUCGACGAGGAAUUGAGAAAAGAUAUCGUAUAUCCUGAUGACCACAAGGAGGGUCACGAGAUGCACCAUGAUAGUCACCAGUGUGACAACCCCGACUGUCUUUGUAACGUGAAAGAUGAUAUUGAAGAAAUUCCAAAUUAUGAUAGCCCAAUGUAACUGUCUUUGUGGUCUUACCAAUAAAGUGGUCUUAACAAA
This is a messenger RNA of Tribolium madens (black flour beetle), 873 nucleotides long. RefSeq names its product peptidyl-prolyl cis-trans isomerase G-like. Gene Ontology annotation, cellular component: nucleosome. Lineage: Eukaryota; Metazoa; Arthropoda; Insecta; Coleoptera; Tenebrionidae. The transcript is spliced from 2 exons. The coding region runs from base 136 to 834 and encodes 232 amino acids. Gene Ontology annotation, molecular function: DNA binding. Gene Ontology annotation, biological process: nucleosome assembly. The record is from RefSeq and is a predicted model, not a curated record.